This is a messenger RNA of Benincasa hispida (wax gourd), 941 nucleotides long. RefSeq lists its product as uncharacterized. The record is from RefSeq and is a predicted model, not a curated record. Lineage: Eukaryota; Viridiplantae; Streptophyta; Magnoliopsida; Cucurbitales; Cucurbitaceae.
UUUAUGAUUAUUGCAAAUUGGGCCAAGAAAGGACGGAAGACCCAAACAAGCAAACAUAGAUCUCAUCGUCAUCUCUGCGAGCAACAAGCAACCGGAAAGGACACAACGGCGAUCAUUUUAUCCGUUCCGGUGAUCAUCAAGCAACCUGAAGGUCUGGGCAGGUGAGGAACUGACCUCAGAGGGCAGUGAAGAAGUGGUACGAUGUCGGAUCCAUAUGCAGGGGUGAAAGGAGGUAGGCUCACCUUCAAGGGAGGAGUCUUAGCCUCUCGUAGCAAGGAUAUUGACAAGAAGAAGAAGAAGAAGAAGAAAGACAAAAGUAAAACCGAGGAGAACCCCACGGACGAGGCCGAGAUUUUGUCGUCGGCUGAUGGUGUAGAAGGUGGAGACGGAGCAAUGUAUACAAUUGACGCGGCCAAGCGUAUGAAGUAUGAGGAGCUCUUCCCUGUGGAGACCAGGAAGUUUGGUUACGACCCUAACAACUCCAAUACUAAAUUCAAGUCUGUGGAGGAAGCUCUCGAUGACCGUGUCAAAAAGAAGGCUGAUCGUUAUUGUAAAUAAUCAGGCAUCGGUCAUAGUGGAGAUUCCAGGAAGUUCUUGUUAGGAUGCUCAUCGUGCUCCACUAAGCAACGGGUUUGGUAUCACUAUGCCUAAGAUUUAUGGGUUUCAUGGUAUUGUGAUCUAUAUAUAUAACUCAUGGACCCAUUACAAUUGGAGAAAUUUUAGUAUCUUGCUGAUUGUAAUUUACUUAUUUCUCCUUUAAUAGUUUUCUAUCCCACAACGUGUCUAAUGGGCCAAAUUUGUACCAGCUAUCAUGAAAAGAUAGCUUAAUCUUUGGUUGUCAGUAUUUUGUAGAAAUGAUGGUAUAUGGAUAAAUCUAACAAUUCAGGAACCAAAUAAUUUAGGAUGGAUCGAAAUGUGAAUCUUCUUGACUUACUCAAAAA